AUGUUUCAGGACCAAAACCUGGGACCUAGGGAUGAUCCAUCAUUAUUUCAAGCAGAUGGGCCCUGGUGAUGUUACAAGAGGCAGGCCCUUGUGAUGUUGAGAGAGUAGCAUCAACCAAAUAUCAAGAACAUGGAAAACACACAUAUACGCACUUUUAAAGACAAUACUGUCAUCCUGAGGUUCCUUACUGUGAGGAUCUGGGAAAAAAAACAAUACCUGUGAGCAGAAAGCCCUAUAACAUACCAGAAGUUUUUACUCAGGACAUUAGUGUGCUCUAUCUGGGACAUACAGCCUGAGGAUGACUAACUCCUUAUCUUUACUUGUGUUUUGUCUCUGUUUGACAAUCUGACAUGUUUUCUGUCUCUUUUGCACAUGACACAAAUUUGACUCAUCCACUGUUGCAAGAGCCUGCCGUAGUCUACAAUCUCUGUUAUUGUGUUCAGGGGAAAGUUGGAAAUGUUGAAAAGAGGAAACUUCUGGGCAGACGAAGGGCCAAGCUGGCACCUCACAUUCCCCAGAGCAGUUCCUCAUGGCAUAUAAAAGGCAGGGUCUCUUUGCCUUACCAAAAGAUUCUCAGAAAAGCUGGUCACCUCCACUGUUUCUCCUGGAGCCUGAUCUGAGAGGAAGUGAGAACGUGCUACUCAUUGCAAGAUGUGGGCAAAGAAUAUUACUGGAAAUUUUGCUAAUGUAAUCCAUGGGUUGACCACAAACCACCUGACAGAUGUGGUUAUUCAGAGAAGCAAACGGAUGAUUCUGGAUACCCUGGGAGUUGGACUGCUCGGCACCAGGACAGAUGUUUUUCAGAAAAUGGUACAAUACAGCAAGAUCUACAGCUCCGACACAUCCAGCUCUGUCUGGGGUCACCCGUAUCUUAAGCUUCCUGCUCUGUAUGCAGCUUUUGUGAAUGGAGUGGCGAUUCACUCCAUGGAUUUUGAUGACACUUGGCACCCAGCCACACACCCCUCUGGGGCUGUGCUGGCUGCUCUUCUUGCUGCCUCCGAAGCCAUAUCUAAAAAGCAACGGAUUUCUGGUCAAGACUUGCUUUUGGCUUUCAAUGUAGGAAUUGAAGUACAAGGAAGGUUGAUGCACUUUUCAAAGGAGGCCAGCAAUGUUCCUAAAAGGUUUCACCCACCAUCCAUCCUUGGCACCAUGGGAAGUGCUGCAGCCACCGCUAAACUCUUGGGUCUCGAUCAGUUUAAAUGUAAGGAAGCCCUGGCAAUUGCUGCCUCCUAUGGUGGUGCACCAUUGGCCAAUGCAGCCACCCAAACUAAACCUCUCCAUGUGGGCAACGCAAGCAAGCAUGGCUUGGAAGCAACCACUUUGGCAUCCUUGGGUCUCCAGGCAAACAAACUGAUCCUGGACCUCGAGUCAGGCUUUGGAGUCUUUUAUACAGAAUACUUCCCUCAGACUCUGCCAAGCUUGGAAUGCUAUUCUUGGUUGCUGGCCCAACAAGACGUUGCAAUCAAGAGCUUCCCAGCACACCUCGGCACACACUGGAUGGCAGAAGCAGCCCUGGCCGCACGGAAGCACCUCGCAAAGAAUGGGGAGUCCCUCCCCAUCGGCCGAAUCAAGUCGGUCCUGCUUAAAGUCCCGGACAUGCAAUAUGUUAAUAGGCCAUUCCCUUCGUCUGAACAUGAAGCUAGGCAUUCCUUCCAAUUUGUGGCAUGCUCUGCACUGCUGGAUGGGUGCAUCUCUGUUGAGUCCUUCAAAGAGAGGAACAUCUCCCGCCCAGAGCUAAAGGAGCUGCUCAGCAAGACACAUCUAGAGCAUCCUCUUGACAACCACCCCAGUUUUAACAGCCUUUACUGUGAAAUUGUCAUCACCCUCAAAGAUGGAAACACCUUUUCAGAGCGCUGUGACACCUUCUACGGGCACUGGAGGAAGCCAUUGCGCAGGGCCGACCUGUUGAAAAAAUUCCAUGCCAAUGCCACCACUGUUCUCUCCCUAGAAGGCGCCAAUCGCAUAAUCGAAACAGUCAAUCAUUUAGAAAGAUUAGAAGACUGCAGAGUUUUGACCUCACUUCUCCAAGGGUAUGAAUUGUCAGCCGAACAGGCAAAACUCAGAAGUGAGCUGCCAUGAAGGAGACUUCUAAAAUGAAGUUUCAUCCCUGCACAAUUGAGAUAGAUGGCUUUUCAGACUUAGGAUUGUUUGGUUUUCUCAAAAAAUCAUUUGCCAUGGAUCAGAUGAACUUCUGCAAAGUAAAUCCAAAAUGAUUAUGCAUUUUAUAUGCACAUCCAGGAGCCAAAAACAAUCAAUAUAUUAGACUGUGUGUAUGUGUGUGAGAUAAACAAGACCCCACUGCUUUGGUAGAGCAAGAAUAGCUCUUCAGAUCUUGACUAAUGGUACUUUCAUUUGCAGAAUAUCACAAAACUCUUCAAAGGGCCCUUCCAGACAGGCCCUAUAUCCCAGGAUCUGAUCCCAGGUUUCUGCUUAUCCCAGAUUAUCAGGCAGUGCAGACUCAUAUAAUCCAGUUUCAAGCAGGAAACCUGGGAUCAGAUCCUGGGGCAUAGGGCCUGCCUGGAAGGGCCCUAAGUCCUAUGGCUUUUAACCUGGGCCAAAAUCCUGCUGUCUCCUAGUGCAGGAAGACCAAGUUCUGUACGUCUCAUUUGAGGGCAAGGAGUAGUGAACUUUGUUAUCAUAUUUCUACCACAGAGAUUCUGGGACACUUUAGAUGGGAGUGAUGGACACCCAUCAUCUCCAGGCAUUAUGUACAAACUGUCAAGUGAUUCUUUCUGUAUUAUCAACUAUGAUGUUUUAAAAUGGCCUUGAAAAGGUGUUCUAGAAGUCAUUUUUACUGCAAUGAAUUUGUUCUCGUGCCUUACCAACCUGCAUUCAAUAAAAAAUUAAAGACUGCCACCCUGUUGCAACAACAUGGUGAUAUCCAAGAUCCUUUGUGAGGAACACAAUCCAGGAAAAGAUGUGUAGAGUUCAGUUCCACUGCAAACAUCUGGGCAGUUGAAAUAUGCACCAGUUGAAACCUUUGCCUUUUUUAUUUGGUCCAAUAAAAGUAUUAUUUUGUGGAAUUUGGA
Anolis sagrei ordinatus is the source of this 3029-nucleotide messenger RNA. It is a transcript of the gene ACOD1, whose product is annotated as aconitate decarboxylase 1. Gene Ontology annotation, cellular component: mitochondrion. The record is from RefSeq and is a predicted model, not a curated record. Gene Ontology annotation, molecular function: aconitate decarboxylase activity. Lineage: Eukaryota; Metazoa; Chordata; Lepidosauria; Squamata; Anolidae. Gene Ontology annotation, biological process: defense response.